UCAUAAUAAAUGAGAAUCAUGCUGACUAUGUGCAUAUACAGAGACUUUAAAGACUCCCCUUAAAAACUUCCAUCCCAUUACAUUCCUCCUCUUCACCAUUUAUUUCUCCAAUUCAUUUUUGUAAAUAUCUCUUUAACAAUACAAAGUCCGAAUCUUCUCAACUUUCAUCACCAUGCCCGAUACAACCGUAGACACAAACAUAUCCUUUGUGUGAUUUAUACAUAUUAAAGCUUCUCUCUUCUUCUUUUUUAAUCUUUACUUGUUCAUGGCGGUUCAAACUCACGACCAUCUUUCCACUCUGCUCUUCCUUAACAGAAACGGACAAGAAGGGAACGCUUUUUCGCCGGAGCUACAGAAAUCUCAGUUUCCUUCCAUCACCGCCGGGGUUGGUUCAAGAAAGCGAGCCAGAGAAGUAUCCUCGGUGAUUGAUUUAGAUAUCACGGCGUCUCUGAUGAAUCCUACGCCGUCUACUCCGCCGCAGUUUAUCGGCCGCCGUGGUCAAACUGCUAAUGUAGUCUCCACCGGUCUUCGUUUGUCUCAAGUGCAAUGCCAGAAUCGAGAACAUCGGUUAACAACUUUCCCGAUGAUAACCAGAGAUAUCGCCGGAGAAAUCAAACGUCAAACGGAUGAAUUAGAUAUAUUACUACAGACCCAGGGAGCGGAGCUGAGGCGAAUGUUAGCGGAAAACAAUGAGAGGCACUAUCGUGAACUUCUGAGAACGACGGAAGAAUCAGUUAGGCGGAGAUUAAGAGAGAAAGAGGCGGAGAUCGUGAAAGCCACGCGUCGUUAUGCGGAGCUUGAAGCACGUGCAGCGCAGAUGGAGACGGAGUCACGUGCUUGGCAGGUGAGAGCGGCAGCGAGAGAAGCCGAAGCGACUUCGUUACAAGUUCGACUGCAGCAAGCGUUCGCCAACGGCGGGGGUGUCACGCCGACGGAACCAAAAUCGGAAAGCGAUGACUGUGUGGAUGAAGCUGAAGACGCCGAAUCGGCUUACCUUGAUCCUGACCGGUUCGAAUUGAUCGGCCCGAGUUGUAGGAUUUGCCGACGGAGAUCGGCGACAGUGCUGGCUUUGCCGUGUCGCCAUUUGAUACUCUGUAAAGGAUGCGACGGUUCUGUUCGAGUUUGUCCGGUUUGCUUUAGCUCGAAGAAUUCAAGCGUGGAG
Molecule: messenger RNA, 1162 nt
Organism: Brassica oleracea var. oleracea
Lineage: Eukaryota; Viridiplantae; Streptophyta; Magnoliopsida; Brassicales; Brassicaceae
Product: BOI-related E3 ubiquitin-protein ligase 1-like
Molecular function (GO): ubiquitin-protein transferase activity
Source: RefSeq, a predicted model, not a curated record